AUAAUCCGUCCAGCAAAGGACCUGCUGUCUAUCCAGGCUUUUCCCCCCCACCGCCUGCCCGCCUUUGAUCUUCCAAUUUCUCUUUCCCCUCCUUCAUCAUUCCUCAACGUCCUCCCUCGUUCACAACCAACAAUUUACACUACUAAAGGUGAGGGCCCCUAGAAGGUACGACGUACUGUCUAUCUUAAUCCACAGUCCUAUUUGCCUCUUGUUAAGUAAAUUGCUGGGCAGGAGCUGACAUUCCACAUUGCACAAUUUAGUGGCUACAUUGUGACCCCUCCUUCCUUCGUCUCCCCGUUUCCACAUAAUAUUACCGUCAAUAUGGCUGCUCCUGCCAACAAGUUCAAGGUCGCAGACCUGUCCCUCGCUGCCUUCGGGCGCAAGGAGAUUGAGAUGGCCGAGAACGAGAUGCCGGGCCUAAUGGCCACCCGUAAGAAGUACGCUGCCGACCAACCAUUGAAGGGUGCCCGGAUUGCAGGCUGCCUGCACAUGACGAUUCAGACUGCCGUCUUGAUCGAGACCCUCACGUCUUUGGGUGCUGAGGUUACCUGGACAUCUUGCAACAUUUUCAGCACUCAAGACCACGCCGCCGCCGCCAUUGCCGCCGUCGGCGUUCCCGUAUUUGCGUGGAAGGGCGAGACGGAGGAGGAGUACAACUGGUGCCUGGAACAACAGCUUGUUGCUUUCAAGGACGGCAAGAGUCUUAACCUAAUCCUAGACGACGGCGGUGACUUGACACAUCUAGUGCAUGACAAGUACCCUGAGAUGCUCAAGGACUGCUAUGGUGUUUCCGAAGAGACCACAACGGGUGUUCAUCACCUGUACCGCAUGCUCAAGAGCGGUUCUUUGCUUGUGCCGGCCAUCAAUGUCAACGACUCGGUCACCAAGUCCAAGUUCGACAACCUCUAUGGUUGCCGCGAGUCGUUGAUUGACGGCAUCAAGCGUGCCACCGACGUGAUGAUUGCUGGAAAGAUCGGUGUUGUUGCCGGGUUCGGCGAUGUCGGCAAGGGCUGCGCCAUGGCUCUUCAGGGUAUGGGCGCCCGUGUGCUCGUCACUGAGGUGGACCCCAUCAACGCUCUCCAGGCGGCCAUGGCUGGAUUCCAAGUCACUACGAUGGAGAAGGCUGCCAAGGUUGGCCAGAUUUUCGUGACGACAACUGGCUGCCGCGAUAUUUUGGUUGACAAGCACUUCCUGGAGAUGCCCAACGAUGCCAUUGUGUGCAAUAUUGGCCACUUUGACAUUGAAAUUGAUGUUGCCUGGCUCAAGGCUAACGCCCAGUCGGUGCAGAACAUCAAGCCCCAGGUCGACCGCUUCUUAAUGAAGAACGGCCGCCACAUCAUUCUGCUCGCCGAGGGCCGCCUUGUCAACCUGGGGUGUGCCACCGGGCACAGCUCGUUCGUCAUGUCAUGCAGCUUCACCAACCAGGUGCUUGCUCAGAUCAUGCUUUACAAGAACAGCGACGAAGCGUUCUCCAAAAAGUAUGUGGAAUAUGCCAAGAGCGGCAAGCUCGAGAAGCAGGUCUACGUUUUGCCGAAAAUCUUGGACGAGGAGGUUGCACGACUUCACUUGGAUCAUGUCAAUGUCGAGCUUACGACCCUUACCGGAACUCAGGCCGAGUACCUUGGCCUGGGCGUCGAGGGCCCCUACAAGAGCGACCACUACCGUUAUUAAUAUUUGAUGUGUUGUAUACUCGCCCUGGCUCUUUUAGUUCGGGGUGUGGUGUGAAGUAGCUCGUUAUAAGGGAUCUUCUUCAACACAACGGGUCUUGGGCUCUUCUCAGCGGCAUGUGUUUAGGGGUUUCAGAGCAUGGUUUUUCAACAGGCACGGGUUGCAUGGUACGGGCUUUGCAAAGGUUGGCUGGGUAUUAAAAGCGGUAGGUCUGGUACACAUUUUCAACAAAAGUACGGCGUUGGCUUUGGCUCAUGAGAUAUCCCACCCCCACACCCAGUGAGAGGCGUUUAACAUAUCUGGUCAUAUUUCUGUGCGGGAGUGUUUGUUUCUUAAAGGGGAGGAAUAAACGACACGGGCCCGUCAACCGAGGCCCGAGAAAUAGACAGACAAUAUAAUAAAGAGGCAACGAGAACAAAACGAGCCCCCUCCUUAGUUACCUAUUAUUGGGUUUCGGUUUUCUACCUUU
This is a messenger RNA of Lasiosphaeria miniovina, 2137 nucleotides long. Its product is annotated as Adenosylhomocysteinase. The transcript is spliced from 4 exons. The record is from RefSeq and is a predicted model, not a curated record. Bases 322 to 1671 code for a protein of 449 amino acids. Gene Ontology annotation, cellular component: cytosol. Lineage: Eukaryota; Fungi; Ascomycota; Sordariomycetes; Sordariales; Lasiosphaeriaceae. Gene Ontology annotation, molecular function: adenosylhomocysteinase activity. Gene Ontology annotation, biological process: L-methionine cycle.